Molecule: messenger RNA, 1545 nt
Organism: Prorocentrum cordatum
Lineage: Eukaryota; Dinophyceae; Prorocentrales; Prorocentraceae
Source: the annotation of a GenBank genome assembly
AUGCAGCCGAAGCUGCAGGCGCCGCUGGCCCUGGUGGGCAAGCCGCCAACUGGCGAGCAGCCCGUCCGGCGGGCUGCCAGGACCAGGCGGGAGACGACGGAGGACGCGCCAGCACCAGCACUGGUGUACGAUUGGCCCGUGCCCUUCGUGGACGAAGAGGGCCAGGCGACCCUGGCAGCCAUGGGGCAGACGUUCGUGUACCGAGUGCAGGUGCAGGAGAGGUGGAGCAUGAAGGCGGUCCUCCGCGCCUGGCACGCGCACACCGAGGCGAGCCUGGAGACCCCGCAGGAGUCCCGGAAGAGCACCAGCAGCGCACCGGGCAGUCCCAGGCCCACCGGCCUCGAGGCCGCCCGCCUGCCGGGGGAGCGGCACGCCUCGCUGCGGCCGCCCGGCGAGGAGAGGCGGCGCCUCGGGUCGGCCUCCGCCGCGCACCGCCGGAGGAACGUGGCGUACGACGCCCUCGCGGACUCGGACGCCCGCAGCAGCUGCGGAAGCGCGAGCGGCGAGCUCGUUGACGCCCCGUCGAUCAUCCUCCCGCUGGUAAGGGAGACGCGGCCCUGGGACGAGGCGCGGCAGAGGAGGGCUGACGUCAUGCUGAAGCACAUCGAGGAGGUCAGCGCCAAGCGGGGCGUGGACGCGGUGGAGCGGUGCCUGUUUGCCGACGGGAUGGCGAGGUCGGCCGCCAGGAGGCGCGGCGCGCGGCGCGGUGGCCCGCAGCCUCCCGACGUGCCGCCGCGGGUGCUGGGCCGGGUGGACCUGUCGCCGGAGGAAAGGGCGACCCGUGACGCGAAGCGCCUGAUGCGCCUGCACUACCACACCUCGCUGAGGCUGAUCCUGGAGGCGCCCAACGACGCCGCCAUGAUCUGCCCGCCAGACCCCGACUUGAUCAGCCCCCAGCCGUACAAGGCCCAGCCUUUCCUUCCACGCUUGCCGUCGGCAUCCACCGCGUCGAAGGCGGACGGCGACACCAAUCGCCGGCCGGCCAGCAUGACCGAGUCCAGGUCGUGCCGGCCCUGUGCUGCUGCUCCCCGCUUUUUGCAGCCCCCGCCUCUCCCGAGUUCUUGGCAGCGGCCCGCUGUGGUGUGUCGUUGGCCCGGCGGGGACCCCGCCGAAGGCGCAGGGCAGGGUGGCGGACGGCGGCGGGGGCCACGCCGAGGCGUCCGCGAAGCGGCCGCACUCGAAGAGCAAGGUCAUGUACACAGACAAGAGCUUGAUCACCGAGGCUGUCCGCCGCAAGAACGCCGUGCUCGGACUGUCCAGGCACGUGAGCCUGCCUGCGAUCGAAGUCAAAACGCGCAAGGAGCCGCCGAGGAGGUGGCGCGCCACUUGACGUCAGGCCAACGAAGGCAUGAGGGUAGCGUUUCUGCUCACAAGGCUGCUUUUUCCCGUUCUCUGUUGCGAAUGCGCCGGAUACUGCACGGUCUUUCUUCCUCCCUCUGUUUUGCCCUCCUCUUCCCCGUUAUCUCGAUGCUGGCCUCGACUCUUUUGCCCCCCCGUCCCAGGCGCCUCGACAUCUCGAGGCUGGCACCUUUAAGGUUCGCUUAA